CUCAACUACAGGGGCAAAACGAUUAUGCUAAUACCAGGUUGUUGUCAUCAAUCAUAUUGUGUCAAUGCGGUGUCAAGGCGUCAAGCCCCUCCUCUUACUUGUCAAAAGCAAUAUGUGUGUUUAUUUUGCAAAGGAGAAUUGAUGGCAUUCUAAUUACGCCUAGAGCGCAUCGGCUUGCGUGGAUCUGCAGUUUUGAAUAAGAGUUAAAAUAAAGAGAAUUAAUUACGCGAGUCGCCUUAUCUUCACUUGAACACCGGGCGACAGAGUGCGGAGUGACGUCACAGAGGCGCGCCUUAAAUUGGAAGAGCGUAGCGCGGAGUGAUCCUUGGUUUGAUCUCCCACUCAUGCCUUUGGAUCUUAUCACAGCGGCAAGGACAUCAACAACGCUAAAGACAGUCACGCAGUCGGAGAGCGAGGAGCAACUGCUGGGGACCCACGGAAAUGACUUUUUUUGCAUCGUUUCUACCAUGAAAGUGGUGCGUAAAUGUCUGCGUACUGUGCGUAAAAGUCAGCGACCAAAAUUGGAAUAGGCGAAACAUUUGAUAUUUUAGCCAGUAAGUGUGUUAGUGUGGACAAGUCUCAGAAGUAGAAGUUUCUUGCUUGGACAAAUGCUGUUGGAGGACGCCCCCUUGCUACUCUGAUCAUAUUUGAGCCAUGGCUUACUCUCAGCUGGGAUAUUCCUACUCCACUACACCACAGUUUCUGAUGACCUCAAGCCUUGCUGGUUGUCUGGAGCCGGGAUCCCCUGCAUCAUCUCACACGGUGCUGCGAUCCCCCGGCCACCAACUCACCCCUGGCACUGGCAUCGGUGUGUGUAGCCCAUACUCAAAGCGCCAAGGUUACUAUAACACCUGCACCGGCGACGCCAGCCCUCUCUAUUCCAGAGGAGGACUAGAACCCAAAACUGUUGCUGCAUCUGUGCACAUGGGAACAUCUCAGACAUCUGGCUACUACCCCUAUGAAUACACAUUGGGACAUUAUUCUUAUGACAGAUAUGGGUAUUCGUCAUCUGAAGGAGUUUCACGGCGUAAAAAUGCCACCCGCGAAACCACGGGCACCCUGAAGGCCUGGCUGCAGGAGCACCAGAAGAACCCUUACCCAACGAAAGGAGAGAAGAUCAUGCUUGCUAUCAUAACUAGGAUGACCCUCACACAGGUGUCCACAUGGUUUGCCAAUGCUCGCAGGAGGCUGAAGAAAGAGAACAAGGUGACGUGGUCGCCGCGAGCCUGCAAAAGCUCAGACGACAGAGGCCGAGAUGAAGACAGUGAUGAAGUAGAGAAGCCUCUUAAAGCUGACAAAGACCAUCCUGAUCAACAGUCUGCUGACUUGCAGAGCGAUCUUGAAGACUUCGACCUGCUGGAGUCUGAUGCGUCCGACUGUGAGCCAAAGCCACAGUUUCUACCAGAGGAAAGUGAAGUCAAUUCAAACGUCCCACAUGGUCACCUCGUGUACAACCCAAGCUCAGAGAGAUUGUCUCCAGACUUCCCCAAACUCACACCAGUUCACGACCAGACCACCGCCUUCUAUCCAAUCCCAGAUGCGCAGGGGACAGACACCAAACCCAAGAUCUGGUCCAUCGCACACACUGCCGUGUCUUUGGACAACAGCACUGAGCCUGAAUACCCACCCUGUAUGCUGUCAUCUACUGGUUCCUCCUCUCCUUGCUUUCCGUCAAACAUGGCGCUACCCACGGCAGAAAGGAAGCAGGAAUCACCAGUGGCCACGCUGAGGGAGUGGGUGGAUGGUGUUUUCCACGGGCCGCCAUUCCAACAACUCAAAACAGCAACGGCGUGGAAAGGUUUGAGCGAAGCGACAUUGAGCAGCAGAACAUCAGGACAACCUUUUGAACUUGUAAGAUCCACAACAUCUUUGUAAGGCGACAAAGAACUUUAUUUUAAAAAUAACACACUGCUGGACUGGAUAGAUAAAAAGUUUAUAUUUUGAUGUUGUGACCGACUGACUGUUCACCACACUGUUGUUGUGUGUCACCUGGUGGUCUCACUUCUACGUCCAAAGGAUCCUCAGCCAGCAACAGCUUACAGUUGACACUGUUCAUAAUUCAGUUCAUAGUUAUCACAAUACCAUCAAUGCCAUGAGAUUAUUAAAAAACACUACCUACCAACUAUUUCCCAGUGAUUCAUUUUAAAAGAUGGAUCCUAAAAAGGCAAUCUUUGCAUAUACUGUACACAAAAGAAACACGAUUCAGAGACUUUUCCUAUGUUCUCUGAAACAGUUUCCUAAUUUGUUGAAAAUCAACUAAAGAGCAGAUUAUCUUGUUCUUGGGACACUCCAAAAUGCCCAUCUUGGACUUUCUACAUAGACAGAUUAAAUGACUUGUGUUGCUUUUCACUCACAUGUCGCUGUCAAUGAGUCAUCCGGAAUAAAAAAAUGUUUAAAAGUUAUAUUAACCGCUCAAGAAAUUUUGAUUUUUUGGGGGGAAAGUGUACACGUCUUUAGAUAUGAUGUUGGCAAAGCCUUUAAGUGUGAGUUCUCUAAAUCUAUAAAAGAGAUGCCUAGAGCAGCUAGUGCUGAUUCUAAAUGUUAUACACAGUUUCAGUUCAGUUUCAUUUUACUUUAGAUUAAGCAACACCACAAAUGAUUAUGCACAAAUUUGUGAUGCUCUCCUUUGGCUGAGGAGUUCCUUUCAUGAUUUAAAGGACAUCCUGCUUUACUUGGACUUUCAAUGACCACAUUUCAUUAUAAAAAGGGAACUCUUGGCCUAUCCACUUUGACAGCGUCUCUGUUUGUACAACUAGCAGCGCGUUAGGGGCCGAGCGGUCUGUUUUAUCCAAUUCUAGCAACUUUGACACACUUAUGGACCCCGUGUCAACUCAUCUUAACUGCAUCCUGGUUGUACCGUAUUGUACCUAACACCUUCACACCCACUGAGAAUAAAUGUUAAGUUUACUAGCAUCAGUUCAAAUGAUGUAAAUCCUUUAAAACAAUGUGGACUCUACCUCCACAACCACGGAUGUGUGUGUGUUUAAGCGUGUGUGUGUGGUUUGAGGCAGCGAAAUGGGGGGAAGUGGAUUGUAUUCAGCCGUGACUAAUGGAAACACACAGAGGAGGGUGCUGCUAAAUUGUUAAAUCGAUGCCACUUCCAGCCGAGCUCCAGAUAUAGCUGCAAUCAGCCAUGCGUCCCCUUUCAUUAGGCAGCUUUUGACUUUUUGCAUCCUGGGAAUUUGAGCAACCUUCCGCCAGUAAAAUGCCUCAUAAAACUUCUUAAGUAAUUUUAAGCGAGUAAUAUGUGGAUCCACUUGAGUGACUCCACGCUACAAACAAUAGGAAGAGCUGUCAUAGAAAUAAACAAUGCACUACGGACGCCAUCAUUGGCAUUAAAUGGUGUGUCAUAACGCACCCCCCAUCUGCUUGAGAUAGGCAGAGCGGAACUGUCAAAUUUAGCACUUAAAGCACUUAAAAGUGGCGUUCUCUAAAACAAAGCACAACAAGAAACAGUGUUUUUUUUCCACCAUUGUUCUCCUGUUUUCGAUUUAGGAGCAGUGAUAAAGUAUUUAUCAGAACAGAGGAGGGAUCUUCUCGGGCUUUGUAUGGAAUUAACCAUUUCAGAUUAAAUAAUUCAGGAUGAAUUCAUCCGAGAAAUUCAUUCUCUUUCUGCUUCAUAAAUAAGUAAGACUUAAGAUGAUAAAUAAUGACAUCUGACUUAUUUUUGUAAAGUUUUCUGUCCUCAACAAAAAGUCUUGUUUGAGAAUGGUCUUCCUUUUUUGUCCACCUAAAUGUGAUUUAAUGGGAACACAAGAAUUAAAAGAUGACUUUAAAUGCAGUAGAAGAAGUGGAGUCACGAUGAAUAUCACAUGGCGUUCUGAUAAGAGAAUGACCCGCUGCUGAGUGGGGUUAAGAGCCGUGAGCACACACUUGUCUUCACUCUUUACUGUUGGAAGCAUCACUUCUCCCUUGAGAAUAAGCGUGUUUUUCACUCAUAUUUACUGAAGACCAUUCAAUAUCAACCUGAUUACAUAUUAAGGUAAAAAUCAGCCGUGGAACGCCAUUAGUUUUGGGUUUUGUCACUGUCUACUGAGAUACCGGUACUUCACAAAAUAAAAAUAAGUGUCAUUUUUAAGUGUCUUUGGCGCAUUUUUAACUGUAAGUAGCUUUUUUUUUUUUUUUUUUUUUUUAAAGAAUUUUAACCUCAGUAUUGCUUUGCAAGUACCACCGAUUUUGU
This is a messenger RNA of Dunckerocampus dactyliophorus (ringed pipefish), 4180 nucleotides long. RefSeq names its product iroquois homeobox 4b (gene irx4b). Gene Ontology annotation, biological process: regulation of transcription by RNA polymerase II; neuron differentiation; cell development. NCBI's taxonomy places the organism in Eukaryota, Metazoa, Chordata, Actinopteri, Syngnathiformes, Syngnathidae. Gene Ontology annotation, molecular function: RNA polymerase II cis-regulatory region sequence-specific DNA binding; DNA-binding transcription factor activity, RNA polymerase II-specific. The record is from RefSeq and is a predicted model, not a curated record. The transcript has 6 exons. Gene Ontology annotation, cellular component: nucleus. The coding region runs from base 655 to 1875 and encodes 406 amino acids.